Molecule: messenger RNA, 774 nt
Organism: Anopheles nili
Lineage: Eukaryota; Metazoa; Arthropoda; Insecta; Diptera; Culicidae
Product: antigen 5 like allergen Cul n 1-like
Exons: 2
Coding region: 1-774 (257 amino acids)
Source: RefSeq, a predicted model, not a curated record
AUGCGAUUUAUCUUAGCUGUUUGGGCGCUACUGCUUACAACCACCGGUAGCAUGGUGGUAGAAGCGUUUGAUCAUUGUGCCGCCUCAAAGGAUCUCUGUCCGACUCCCGGUACACGCCAUGUUGCAUGCAAUGGACGACAGUUUUCGGCAACCUGUACCGAUCCAAAGUUGAUCAAGAUGAAGCUCAACUAUCGGGAGCAAAUACUGGAGUUCCACAACAGGCUUCGAAACAACCUGGCGUGCGGAUACUUUCGUCGAUUCGCGGAAGCUAGCUCUAUGGAACAGUUGCACUGGGACAAUAAGCUUGCGCGGAUAGCCGAAUACAAUGCACGCACGUGCGUGUUUGAGCACGAUGAGUGUAGGAAUACACGCAAAUUCCGCACAGUCGGCCAGAAUCUCGCCAUCAACUGGUUCUACGGAGUGAACAUCACAGUGUCGCAAGCACUGGACAUAUUUCAACGCCACUGGUACCUGGAGUACAGCAAGGGCCACCAGAAACAGCUCGAUCGCUACAACGAACACUCGAUCCGGGCCGGAAUCGGUCACUUCACGCAGAUGAUACACGCCGACACGCAGUACGUGGGAUGUGCGAUGGUUCGCUUCCACGGUAACCGACAGGGAACGUCUGUAACGCAGUACUAUCUCGUGUGCAACUACUCCGAGGGUAACCUGUACGAGCGACCCGUCUAUCGGAAAGGUAGACGCUGCAGUAAAUGCAAGUACGGGUGCAGAAGCGACCCGUAUCGGUGUCUUUGCCAUCGGCCACAAAAUUAA